AUGUUAAUUUGUUCGUUUUAUGAUUAUUUCUAUCCUGUUACUUGUGGAAAGACUAAUAAUCGAAGUAAGGGAAGGUGCCACAAAGAACCCUCUGGAUUUGAGGGGCCCUGGAAAACCAACCCCCUAGUAUUUGAUAACUCUUGCUUCAAAGAGCUUCUAAAUGGGGAGAAUGAAAGCUUAAUCCAACUCCUAACUGAUAAGACACUCUCGACUAAUCCUGUUCUUCGUCCCCUAACUGAAAACUAUGCAGCGGUAGCAGCAGAGAAGCCAAAUCCAACAAUACUUUUGAAGGCUUGGGAGUUACUAGAGGUCAAACCUGAGGAUGCUCUACAUAUUGGGGAUGAUCGUGGGAAUGAUCUUUGGAGUGCUAGAGAUGCAGGUUGUGAUGCUUCGCUGUGGGGAAGUUAUGUUAACUCUUCCAAGGAGGCAAUAACUAGUUUUCCGCAGCCUUUUGACAAAAGUGAAUCAGUUCCCAAAAUGAUCAAACUGAAAGCGAAAGAUUACCACCCUGUUCAAUCUCAAAACAUGGAUCUUGCAACAAAUAGGAAGUCGCAUGUGAACCAAGGACACAGCACAUUGAUGCUCUGCUUGAUAUCAUUUGUGAAGUAUUGUCAUAGGAGGAGAUGAAUUAUCAUUUUGUUUUUUUAUUAGUUUAUUAGUUUAGCAUGUUGUUGUCAGAACUUAGAAAUCUUGGGCAUGUAUUAUCUGAACUCAGUAUUUCAUUUUUUUUGUGUAGUUUUACACCCUAUGGAAUGAAUGUUAAAAUUCUCAGUUAAAUUUGAGGUUGCAUUUGAAUUUCAGCUUGACUGUA
Molecule: messenger RNA, 811 nt
Organism: Papaver somniferum (opium poppy)
Lineage: Eukaryota; Viridiplantae; Streptophyta; Magnoliopsida; Ranunculales; Papaveraceae
Exons: 9
Coding region: 1-627 (208 amino acids)
Biological process (GO): response to oxidative stress
Molecular function (GO): peroxidase activity; heme binding
Source: RefSeq, a predicted model, not a curated record